Molecule: messenger RNA, 625 nt
Organism: Cololabis saira (Pacific saury)
Lineage: Eukaryota; Metazoa; Chordata; Actinopteri; Beloniformes; Belonidae
Product: RING finger protein 208-like
Exons: 3
Coding region: 65-439 (124 amino acids)
Biological process (GO): protein ubiquitination
Molecular function (GO): ubiquitin protein ligase activity; metal ion binding
Source: RefSeq, a predicted model, not a curated record
AGAGACCAAGGGAGUGAAGUGAUACCACAGCCUCAAAAAAGUAGGUAUUGAGCCUGAAUUCAUCAUGUGUCCUGAAGACUCACUGGAGUGCAUCGUGUGCUGUCACGAGUUCUCACGCUGCGACCGGGUCCCACGGAUCCUCCACUGCGACCACACUUUCUGCGCUCCUUGCAUCCAGAAAAUGAGCAAGCUGGAGGGAAUCGACACCACCGUGUCGUGCCCUCUGUGCCGCCGGAUCACGUUGAUCAAACCCAACAUGGCCUUGGCAGGAGUCCUGUGGGUCAACACGGAGAUCUGGGACCAGAUCCCGGUGAAGCACAACGAGAGGAAGGAGGACUCCGGGGAAGGUUGGACAGACGCAAUACUCUCUCCAUGGAAGAAGUCUGGUUUCGUGUCCACGCUGCAGAAACUUGUCGGCUGCGUGGCUGUGCGUGAAUAAAGCUGGUGACAGUCGGAGGAGCGGGUUUACGAACCAGCACAAGACUAAAUCUGGAGGAACGAGCGCCUGGACUGCUGCUCUGUGGAGACUUUUUUUGAAGUUAAACCCAUUUGUGAACUUGGCCGAAGCUGCUGGAGGCGCAGGUCUUACUUAACUUAAACUGUGAAUUUACUUUUUAUAAACAGA